Messenger RNA from Exaiptasia diaphana, 1074 nucleotides. RefSeq lists its product as uncharacterized. Lineage: Eukaryota; Metazoa; Cnidaria; Anthozoa; Actiniaria; Aiptasiidae. The transcript has a single exon. The record is from RefSeq and is a predicted model, not a curated record. Gene Ontology annotation, molecular function: nucleic acid binding. The coding region runs from base 1 to 1074 and encodes 357 amino acids.
AUGGCGACGGUCAGUAGAAAAGGAAGAACAUAUCAAAAAGGCCAGCCUCUUUGUAGUGAUCUUCGCAAACUUAUAAUUGAUGAAAUUGUUUUAAACGGAGGUGAUCAAUUAACUGGUUAUUUUCCUGGUUUCUUCAAAAAUGUCGCCGAUAAGUUCAGGGUUAGCAGCAGCACCGUUAAAAAUUUGUGGACUAACUUUAUCCGUACAAAUAAUAUAAAUCCACUUCCAAAGAAAGGAGGAAAUCCGAGUCACUUCUCAGACGGAGAUUUACAACUAGUUGAAACUCUGGUGAUGGCAAGUCCUACAAUAACACAAAAGGAAAUCUAUUCUGAAUUASWACAAUUUGGAGAUAUUUUAGGCGGGACAUCAAUUCCUGCAAUCUCUUCAGCAAUGCGAAGUCGCAUGCCAUCUGGGAAGAAUUAUUCACAUAAAAAAGUUCUGAACACAGCAACAGAAAGAUUUACUCAAAACAAUAUGAUAUACACUCAGCUAUUUAUUAACUAUCUUCAUUCAAAAGAUCCAUUCAGAUUGAAGUUCUUCGAUGAAGCCGGMCUCAAAGUUCCGAAUGCUCAUAAGCGAACUCACGGUUUUGCUCCUGUUGGGGAAAGAUGUGUCGAAAUUAUUCGUUACCAUGAAUCGCCAAACAUCACUCUUAACCUCCUAGCUGGCAUCGAGGGAAUAAAGUAUGCGAAUAUUGUCGAUGGGCCAGCAGAUACGGUCGAUUUCUUGCAAUUUUGGGGGGAAACAUCACGGGCUGGAGAUGUUACAACCGGUAGAYCCGUACUCGAAGUUGGAGACAUUAUCGUUAUGGAUAACUGUCCUACUCACCACUACUUAGGAGGUGAAAUUUUAAAUGAUUUUCUUGAUGACAUUGGGAUUGAAUUAGUGUUUACACCUACAUAUUCCCCGGACUUCAAUCCCKUCGAAUUUGUUUUUUCGAAGAUGAGAAAUGUAAUGCAUUACCAACUUAGCGAAAGAGUAAAGGAAAACUUAAAAUUAGCUACGUAUGAAUCGCUUCAAUCGGUCACUGCUAGUGAUAUGGAAGGUUACUAUCGCGCUACAUCUUAUAUUUGA